AUUAAAAGCAGUCCGUUGAACAACGUAAUCAGGUUCAGUAUUAUUUAGUGUUACAGUAAAAUAAAAUAUUUUUUCGUGUAGUGAGUUACAUCUUCGUAAUGCGAUGAAAUAAAUAUCGUUGUUUGUCAAUAAUUAUUAAAAUAUUGCCCAAACAGCAUCAAGUUAUUUGGAAAUAAAUUAGAAGAUUCAAUCACAAUCUACCAUAUUAGAAAGUUCUACAAGGAAUCUUUAUACACGAUUAACAUCCUUGAUCAAUAAAAAAAGAAGAAGAAAGCAAUGCGGAAAUUAGAAAGUUCGAUACCGGGUUUCGAAAAUUUUCCUGGAAGGGAUACUAAAUUUCAAACAGCAUACUCUUUUCUCGAAGCAAGAAGACAAAUAGACGGUGCGGAAGGUUUAUGGAGGAUUCAAAAUAAUUUAUAUGAUUUAGAAGGUUUUGCAAAAUUUCACCCAGGAGGAGCAGAAUGGAUUCGCCUAACCAAGGGUACUGAUAUUACCGAACUUUUCGAGUCGCAUCAUCUAACUGAUAAAGCUGCGAAACUGCUUCCAAAAUACUUGGUGAGAGAGGCAGUUUCACCACGAAAGCUGCCAUUAACGUUUGAACCGAAUGGUUUCUUUUCUACUUUCAAAAAGCGUGCAUUAGAAGCCCUAAAAGACGUGGAUUUUCAUCGGCCGUCGUCAAAAACAAAUUUAAUCGCUGAUUUUUUUGUCACUACUACCGUUUUACUUAGCCUCGCAGUAGCUUAUACGCAAUCUUAUUUAAUCAUCGUGCUUGCUGGAAUUUUUCUCGGGUGGACCACGGUUAUUGGUCAUAAUUAUUUUCAUAUGAGGAAUAGUUUUCGAAUGUAUUACUUUGAUUUAAGCACAUUAUCGUCGAAGGAUUGGCGAAUAACACAUGCAAUGAGUCACCACAUCUACCCUAAUACCCUUUGGGACUAUGAAAUAUACUCACUUGAGCCUUACCUGUCUUGGUUACCAGAUCCUAAAAAAUCAUUGUUGAAAGGUAUCAUUAGUCAACUGAUGAGUCCUAUCAUUUGGGCUUUAGCUUUUUACGCACAAGCAAUCAAAAGAUAUUACUCUGUGUUCUUCGAAUAUAGAAAAUUCGAAUUUCGAGAUGCCGUACCUUUCUUUUUGCCCAUAUCGAUGUCCUUUCUGGCGCCAAGUAUUUUUGUGGGUGUGAAACUUUGGUUAUUAAUUAUAUUAACAGGCAGUUUUUUAUUUUCUAUGACCGGUUUCAAUGCAGCUCAUCACCAUCCCGAUAUCUUUCAUGAUGGCGACAUAUACAGAAACGAUUUCGACUGGGGUUUGCUAGAAUUGGAUGCUGUAAGAGAGCGAACAGUGAUCGAUGACUCUGACCUUCUGGUGUUGACUAACUUCGGAUUACACGGUCUUCAUCAUCUUUUGCCAACAGUGGAUCACUGUUACUUGUCACUUUGUGAAAAAGCUUUUCAAGAAACUUGCAAGGAAUUUGGCGUUAGUACUAAGAAGUUUACCCAAUGGGAGCUUGUAAAGGGACAAUUUAAACAAAUCCUACGUAAAGAACGGAAAAAAAAUAUUAGAUAGAAUAACGGAUAGGCUAUGAUUAAAGCGACGAUUAAAAAUAAUUGGUGUCUUGUGAGGGUCAGCGUCUACUUAACUUAAGAAAUAAGCACUAAUCACGUAUAUUAUUAGCGAUCAGUGAAUUCGUAUAACAAAUACGUGAUUUUGAAAAUACAUUUUUGAUAGAACACAAGCAAUGCAUAAAGAAGUUGAGUUUGAUUCGAGUCGUCUUGCGCUAUGUUGCUUUCGUAAUUUUAAAUAAUUUCUAUAUACAUAUAUCUUACUACAGCUUAAUUUUAACGUUGAAACUGUUUCGUAACUCCUACCUUUUCAUCCUUUCAAAUAUAACAUGACGAAGUUUUCUACAUUUUAAAUCUUAUAUAUACGGUCAGUCGCAAAGGUCUACAAACACCUAUCGAAUUUUGCACAUCCGGCUAACCAAAGAAAUUGAAAAUGCACUUUGUCACGAUAUCAUUUAUACCUACAUAGCGAUACAAUUGUCAUUAAUGUUUUCCUAAAAGGAAUUAAAAGCUCAAAACAUCUGACUAACAAAAAUCUUGGGAUAGAGAAUGACAGAACAUGAUCUCGCGUCAGAAAUGACAGAGCCUUACAUUUUCUCGUCGUCAAGGAAUUAUUGAUGUUCACGUAGGUACCCCAGAAAAUAUUAUUAUAAUUAUUAAGCACGUUGUUUUUAUGAUUUCAUAUAGGUAUAACAGGUGCAUGCAAUUUUUGUAACACAUUGUAUUUUAUACACUUUUACUUCUUUCCUCCUACUAAAGGUGAAAGUGAAUAAGUUAUGUUACAUUCUAGCAACGUGUGUCUUAAUGUGCCAAAAGGAUUCGUAAUAAUUCGAGUAAUAUAAAGGAAAUGAAAGAAAAAUUACAGAUAGGUAUAUAUGUAUCUGAAGGCGAAUGAAAAUCAACGGUAUAAAAUGAAAGAAAGUUGUUAGUAUUUGCUGCAACGCAGACGAUAUGGCAAGAAACGAAUUAUAAGGUGAUGAUUAAAAGAUUGUAAAAAUUCUAAAAAUUAUAAACGAUUAGAAGGGUAGAGUAUAUGAAAUGACAAAUAUUGCAAUUGGUUCUUAAUUUUAUUUAUUGCUUAUUUAUUUUAAUAAAUACAUACUUCGGCUCUCUUUAUAAAUUACAAUUAACUUUAUAGGAUAGGAUUAUCAUUUCGAUGACGUAUAUAAUAAUGCGCGCUGACGUUCAAAUCCGUGACUAGCGUUAUAUUUUUAUUUAUUGUUUAUUUUUUUAUACCAUGUAAUCUUGUUCUUCUUUUAUCGUUCCGUUUCUGUAAUGUGUAUAUCGUAUCUAUUUAUCGAUUCGUCCGCUUGAUACGCGCGUAUGCCAGUAUUGCACAUACUUUUCUUUUCUGCCACGUGUUCAUAAUACAACGUUUAAAAUUUCGAGCUGGCUCUCGUUUUUCAUUUCAACCGCUCGCUCGCACCUUUCCUUUCUCUCGUCUUCUCUCUUACUCUUCCACUUUCACUCUUUCACUCUCUCUUUCCUCGACCGUCAGCGCGAGUGGUGAAGGUUAAUCUCUCCUCCACGUCUAUUGUAUUGCCGAUUUCUUUUGCCAAUUAACAAUCAAAUAUACUAGAAUUAGAACUAGAA
Bombus terrestris (buff-tailed bumblebee) is the source of this 3149-nucleotide messenger RNA. It is a transcript of the gene Cyt-b5-r, whose product is annotated as cytochrome b5-related protein. The record is from RefSeq and is a predicted model, not a curated record. The transcript is spliced from 6 exons. Bases 277 to 1560 code for a protein of 427 amino acids. Gene Ontology annotation, biological process: lipid metabolic process. Gene Ontology annotation, cellular component: mitochondrion. Lineage: Eukaryota; Metazoa; Arthropoda; Insecta; Hymenoptera; Apidae.